UGUCACUUCGUGAUUUGCCUUUCAUAUCCCUGUUGUUUUGUUGAUGUUGCACAUAGAUUUGUAAGGCAAUUGCAAAAAGGAGUAUCCAAGUAUCCAGCCAUGUCCCGCGAAGAGAAGCAAUUGGAAAUGACCCUAGAUGCGGUACAAAAUCGUUUAAACGAUUUAAAAGUUUCCAUCGGAGCCAUGGUACAUAAAUUAGAAACAGAAUACGAGUUCAUCAAUUGGCCAACAUUUCUGGACAAUUUUGCCCUGAUAUCAAGUCAUCUUACUGGCCUUUCUAAAAUUUUAUCCAAAGAAAUAUGCCCCCCGCUACGUAACCGGACAGUUCUUCCCCUAAUGUUGUCCCCCGAAAGAGAUGAAGCUUUGAUCCAACUAACACAAGGUAGGGUACCAGUGUUUUCACAUGAUAUUGUGCCGGAUUAUUUGCGUACAAAACCCGAACCAAUGGCUGAACAAAAAAUGUUACAAAAUGAACAAAAAGCAGCGAAUUUGUCGGCUGAAGCAGCAGCAAAACAAGUGGCACAACACAACAAAGUAGUCUCACACAUUCUUGAUAUGGUCAGUAAAAAACGUGAGGAAUGGGAUAUCGAAUCUUCGUCUAGAGCUGGUAUACAACAAACCAGCAGCAUGGCGGACACUCAUGCCCUUGUGGCAGCCGUUGGAAUGGGUAAGGGUUUGAAAAUGGGCAUGCCUAUGUCUGUGCCUGGUGGAGGGCCCGGCAGCAUGAUGGUACCUCCGGCAAUACGUCCUCCAGCCCCAAUGAGUUCAGUCAGUCCUGGUGGCGUAAGUCAACUGGGCAAAGCACCGUCGGCUAUCAAGACAAAUAUAAAAUCAGCCAUGCAAGUCCAUCCCUUCCAAAGGUAAAUAGUGUAGCUGUUAUUUAUAAUAGUUUAGAGAGAAAAAAAAUCGUAAUUGUAAGCUUAAGAAAUUAUAAUUGCAGUUCAAUUUUAAUAAAAUAGUUAAAUAAAAUAAAAAGAAAAAAACAAUAGAAUUUACUUACAAAAGUACGUGGCGUAAGGCCUGGCCCCCAAA
Musca domestica (house fly) is the source of this 1032-nucleotide messenger RNA. RefSeq names its product mediator of RNA polymerase II transcription subunit 8 (gene MED8). The transcript has 2 exons. Gene Ontology annotation, biological process: regulation of transcription by RNA polymerase II. Bases 100 to 864 code for a protein of 254 amino acids. Gene Ontology annotation, molecular function: RNA polymerase II cis-regulatory region sequence-specific DNA binding; transcription coregulator activity. Lineage: Eukaryota; Metazoa; Arthropoda; Insecta; Diptera; Muscidae. Gene Ontology annotation, cellular component: core mediator complex; mediator complex. The record is from RefSeq and is a predicted model, not a curated record.